CCGACGCGGCUCCCACGCGGUCCACUGUGCUCCAGGCUGCGGGCUUCAGACCCCCGGCUCGGACGGACAUGUCGCCCUCUGGUCACCUCCUGUGUGUCCUCAUCACUGUUAUUAGCCUGAUUCUGCCCAGUGGAGGACAGACAUUGGAGGAAACUACACCCAUUUUUGCACUGAACACAACUCCUGGGAACAUUCAUGUGCAAGAUACAACCAGCCUAGAAGUCCAGUCCACCCCUCAAACUCCCACUAGGGCUGUUGAUGAAGCAGCACAAAACCAGACAGAGACCGAAACGGAGACGGAGACCCAGCAUCCCACAGGAACGGACAUGUUUCUGGUGACAGAUCCAGGAACACAUGGGAGCAGUGGAGAAGGUGCCACACCAUUCCCCAGGAUUGAUUCUCCAAGUGCAAACAAAGACUCCUGGCCAGAGGCCCUGACCUUCAUGCCACUCGAUGAUGACAAGGACAACCCCUUUACCUAUGACAAUGAUACUCUGUGGAGACGGGGGCUGCUGGUGGCUGCUGUGUUGUUCAUCACUGGCAUCGUCAUUCUCACCAGUGGCAAGUGUAGAAAGUUGUCUCAAUUAUGCUGUAAUAACCACAGAGCUUACAGUGUGGUCAACACAAGAAGCACCGAGAAGGGAGAGGCAGCUGGAGGGAGCCAGGUGUGAGGCUGAUGGCCUUUCCGCCCUUGCAUGCUCAGAAGGUGCCCGGCUCCUGGGACACUGCCCCCCAUGCCAUCUGCCCUGUCAGAUGAAAAAUAAAACUGGUGGU
Jaculus jaculus (lesser Egyptian jerboa) is the source of this 774-nucleotide messenger RNA. RefSeq names its product FXYD domain containing ion transport regulator 5 (gene Fxyd5). The coding region runs from base 69 to 671 and encodes 200 amino acids. NCBI's taxonomy places the organism in Eukaryota, Metazoa, Chordata, Mammalia, Rodentia, Dipodidae. The record is from RefSeq and is a predicted model, not a curated record. Gene Ontology annotation, biological process: regulation of sodium ion transmembrane transporter activity. The transcript is spliced from 10 exons. Gene Ontology annotation, molecular function: sodium channel regulator activity. Gene Ontology annotation, cellular component: membrane.